Molecule: messenger RNA, 1769 nt
Organism: Homarus americanus (American lobster)
Lineage: Eukaryota; Metazoa; Arthropoda; Malacostraca; Decapoda; Nephropidae
Product: solute carrier family 49 member 4-like
Exons: 10
Coding region: 226-1704 (492 amino acids)
Biological process (GO): transmembrane transport
Cellular component (GO): intracellular membrane-bounded organelle; membrane
Molecular function (GO): transmembrane transporter activity
Source: RefSeq, a predicted model, not a curated record
CUCCGAGUGACAGCAAAGUAGUACCUGUAGUAGUAAUAGAGUGUACCCUAAUGCUAUACAGUAGAUAACUAGAUUAGAUAUGAAAAUGAUUUAUCUGUAUUUUUGUUUAGCGCAAUAAGAGUCAUCAUUGUAAGGGGUGGUGUGGCAUUGAACCACCAGUAUAAAAACACCAGGCACCAACCGUAUCAUACUGAACACAUACGACACUUCAGGACAUAAGGCAGGAUGUUGGAGGAGCCUUUAUUACAGAACUGUAAAAAUCAUCUUACCGAGACUACACGCACUUGUCACUUCAACAAAAACAGUAAACUACGAGCGAGCAAUGGAGAGCCGACAACCAUCGUCAACACAAGCGGAAGUGGGUCUAACUAUGGGAGCACAGAAGACAGAGAGGCGGGGCGAGAGGCCAACACAACCCUCGUCCCCACCACCAAGACAUACCUCACCCGGUUCUGGAUACUCUUCAUCGUCUCCAGCUUAGGUGCGCUACACGCAGUACAGUGGAACACAUGGGGACCCAUCAGCGAGAGUAUGAAUAAAAGCUUCACGGGUUGGGGCCAGUCUACGGUGGCCAUAAUGGCCAACUGGGGCACCAUAAUGUUUGUGGUAUUUGUAUUCCCCAUGUGCUGGGCCAUACAGAGAUAUGGUCUUCGUGCUGGUGUGUUGAGCUGCACCGCGCUUGUUUUUAUCGGUAGUGCUCUUCGCUGCAUCACCCUCGACACCCCUACUUUUACCAUCAUGUGUCACCUGUGUGCCAUUCUGCUGGGAAUCUCCAGUACACUUAUCCUGUCAGCACCAAUACCUGUAGCAGCAGAAUGGUUUCCGCUGCAUGAAAGGACUACUGCAGGUGCGGUGAUGAUAGGAUUCUGUAUGAUGGGUUGUGUUGGCAGCUAUUUGGAGCCACUGCUGGUGCGUCAGCCUGGACCACACGUCUCCAACCACGACAUACAAGAAGAUGUCUUGCUUCUGUUAUAUAUAGGUAUGGGUGUGUCAGGAGUCCUCUUGCUGGCGGUAAUGGUGUACUUCCCCGCCAAGCCUCCCACCCCUCCCUCCGUCAGCAUUUCCACUGAACGACAUAAAUUCAUCCCUGGUGUUGUUUCUCUCUUCAAAAACAAACAGUUCACGGCGCUGACAAUCGCAUAUGGCUUCGCUAUCGGGCCUGCUGUAGGCUGGCUUACUGUGCUCGAUUUCUCGCUUCUGCCUCUUGGCUUCCACCAGAAAGACGCCAUGUGGAUCGGUGUGACUAGUGUGAUAGCGGCCAGUGUAUUACCUGUUAUCGUGGGGCGUAUCAAUGACCUGAUGCAUGGCCAUAUUAGGUUACUGCUCUGUGUCUUAUUGGCGGCCUCCGCUGGUUGUUACUACUGGUUCCAUCUCCUCUCCUAUGAAAUUUUACCUGUUACAACUUGGCAGGUGUAUAUGUCAGUGGUAGGGGGGAAUGCCUUCAACGCGGCUACCUUCCCGCUGUUCUUCGAGGUGGGGAUCGACUUGGCUUACCCCGUGCCAGAGAUCCUUAGUGCUGGCGUCAUGACAGCUGUGGACAACAUCGGCACUGUCAUGUUCCUCUUGGUCUUCUUCAUUCCUAAUGUUGGUUAUCUGUGGAUGACUUACACACUAGUAUUAUCCACAUUCCUCGCCAUCGUGCCGCUGUUGUUCAUCACGUUUGACGACACCAGACUGAUAAUAGACACACCUGGAGAAUCUUGAACGAGACUGUACAUACACACAAAACAAGAGAGAAGACAUGGGUUCAAGUGUACAAGUGUAGCAUA